Messenger RNA from Asterias rubens (European starfish), 1674 nucleotides. RefSeq names its product histone H3.3A. Lineage: Eukaryota; Metazoa; Echinodermata; Asteroidea; Forcipulatida; Asteriidae. The transcript is spliced from 3 exons. Gene Ontology annotation, cellular component: nucleosome. The coding region runs from base 98 to 508 and encodes 136 amino acids. The record is from RefSeq and is a predicted model, not a curated record. Gene Ontology annotation, molecular function: DNA binding; protein heterodimerization activity; structural constituent of chromatin.
UGAUGAGAGAAGAAAAAAAAUACCCGCGGCUAAAAAUAUUAUUGUGUUGAAAACUACGUACAGAGAUCUGUUAGAAAGGAAGAGAAACUAAGUAAACAUGGCUCGUACCAAGCAAACUGCUCGUAAGUCAACUGGAGGUAAAGCUCCUCGUAAACAGCUGGCCACCAAGGCUGCUCGUAAGAGUGCGCCCUCUACUGGUGGGGUCAAGAAGCCCCAUCGUUACCGCCCCGGUACUGUGGCUCUCCGUGAGAUCCGUCGCUACCAGAAGAGUACCGAGCUUCUGAUCCGCAAGCUGCCUUUCCAGCGUUUGGUCCGUGAGAUCGCUCAGGACUUCAAGACAGAGCUGCGAUUCCAGAGUGCUGCUAUUGGAGCUCUGCAGGAAGCCAGCGAGGCCUAUCUGGUUGGUCUGUUUGAGGAUACCAACCUGUGCGCCAUCCACGCUAAGCGUGUCACCAUCAUGCCGAAGGACAUCCAGUUGGCACGUCGUAUCCGCGGAGAGCGUGCUUAAGCAGCAACUCCCAGAGAGCAGUUGUCUCUUUAUAAUAAUUCCUCGGCAAUUUUCUUAGCCUUGCCAAACUGAUAGAGUAUUUUUACAAGUUUAAAUGUGUGUGGUGUUAUUGUGUUGUUUUCCCCCUUCUUAUUAAUGAUAAAAUGUACAUGUACUUUCUUUCUUAUCUUUGUAAGUGUUUGGUAGUUUUAAGAUUCUUCUUUAGCCUCAACCAAGAUUAUGUCUGAAAUAAUGUGAAAUAUAACUGUACUAAUCCGAGUAUGUUUGUGUCAGAGUAAAAACCUUUCUUGGAACAUUCUUGGAAAAAAGAACAGUUUAAGAGUAAAUGCUUCCAAAAAAUUAGUAAUACCCCUGUUGAUCUGACUCAACAUAUUUUACAGUAUCUAAGCCAUGGCUGUGAACACUUAAGAUACACUGUUUUUUAAACUAGUGAUGUAUGUUUAAACACCUAAAUUUUGUCAACAUCUGCUUGUAAUUAGCUGACCUAAUACCCUUUAUUUAUCCAAACAAAAUAGGAAAUGUUUGAAAAAACUUCAGCAAAUGUUUGUUUAAUUCGUGUGAGCUUCAUUUUCUUCAUUUCACUGAAGUUAUCAUUGUGAAUGGUUACAUCGCAGGUCUUUGUACAUGAAAAAAAUCAGACUAUACUUCUAAUAAAGCCCUUUGCAGAGAUAUUUUAUAGCUACAUACAUAUUUAGAUAAGCCCUUUACUAAUUUUUUAAAACGUGGACCAAACCAAUUGUAAUCAAUCCUGGGUCGAAAUAGACUAAUAAACCUUCUGUACUAGCAAUUUACAGAAGUUGUAAUCAGGGAUUUUCAAAAUUGUAUUUAGUGGACUUGUUUUUCUAUGUACUUGUGGUAGUUAAGUUAUUACUGUCUGUAAGUUGAAGAGUGUGGUUAAAUAUCAUGUUCUGGAUUAAAUUUAGUUUUUAAGCUCAUAUUAAACUAUGGCUAACCUUUUUAUAAAACAGUUAAUUUGUAAAAUUUGGGUAGGUUUGUUUCCUCCCACUUGGAAAAAAUCAUAGUGCGAGCGUGAUUCAAGACGGUUGUGCACACUUCCACUGAUACUAACUACAUAGAACAGUAAACUGACUGAUUUCUUUGUCUUUUUUUCCACUAUUUUGUAUGUGAUCAUUGAACAAAAGUAACAUUGGCAGGCAAGAAUUUGU